Molecule: messenger RNA, 4044 nt
Organism: Scleropages formosus (Asian bonytongue)
Lineage: Eukaryota; Metazoa; Chordata; Actinopteri; Osteoglossiformes; Osteoglossidae
Gene: dnaaf9
Product: dynein axonemal assembly factor 9
Exons: 37
Coding region: 35-3499 (1154 amino acids)
Source: RefSeq, a predicted model, not a curated record
CGUUAAUUUUUUUUCCCAUUUUUGACCAACAAAGAUGGCAGGAAUACGGGGGACGGAGGGCGAGUACAGGAGCGCGAGCCCCGCGGUGAGCUCUUCACGCUUGCGUCACGUCCAGGCCCUGCUGAGGGACGGCGGCACGGCUGCUUCUCCAGAUGCGGUCCUCUGCCCCCUCGGUAUCGACAGCCGGUACAACCAGGGCUGUUGCGAACUGGCCGGCUACCUGUUCUUCGGCCUCUUCACGCGGAACCAUCUGGACCGAGACUUUCAAUUCCCGGAAGAGCUGCUCGACGAUGUGAUUCUGUUGAUCAAAGCGGACAGCGUGCACCUUUACUGUAACCCCAUCAAUUACACCUGCGUCCUGCCUUUCGUCUCGCACUGGAGGAACCUGCAUGUCCACUGCUUGACCGAGGCGGAGUAUGAGGAUGAGGAGGCUGCCGAAGAGUUCAAGAUCUCAAGCUUCGUGAACAUGGUGCAGGGCUGCAGCCACAUCGGGGUCCCGUACAGUCCCCAGGGUUACGCUCAGAAAUUUGACAUGUUUGCGGUGGAGAAGUGGCCCAUAAUACAGGCUUUUGCCCUGGAGGGCAUUGGGGGUGGAGGCUUUUUCACCAUGAAGCACAAGCUGACGGACGUGAGCGAGAAGCUCUGGCAGAUCUACGGCGCAGUGGAUCCCGUUUCUCUGGAGAUGCUGCUGACCGCGGACCUGGUGACCUUUGAGAAACAGUGGAGCAGCUUCUUCUCCAACUUUGACACCGAGAGCUACGCCUCCAUUCUGGAACUUUCCGAAGCUCAGGCUGGAGAGCCAUUCCGUACAUAUUUCUCCCACGGACUCAUUUCCAGCCAAAUCAACAACAGAGGUAAAUGCCGGCAGCCCUUUGUGCUAUUUGGAAACCACUCCACUAAGGAGGACCUGAACAGCUACUGCUUCACCUUCCCGUCGGAGGACCACCAGGUCCGGAACACCGGGCCCCUGGGGACCACAGCUAAACACAUGGUGGUACAGUGCGUGUCACCAAAGGGCCCGCUGGCAUGUGCUCGGACCUACUUUUUUGGGACCGCCCACGUUCCAUGCGCAGGAACAGGCAGCAAACCCCACAAGAAAGAAGUAACGUUCCUGACUCAGGUGUAUGAAGCUGCGGUCCAAGCAGUUCUUGCUGGAAUAAAAUGCUUCUGCUCCACAUCCAGCGUCUCCAAGGCAACGGAUGCGGCAGAACGGGCCUUUCGGUUCUCCCUGGACACACAGUGUCUGAACCGGGUCCAAAACGCUCUUCUGUCGAAAACAAAUUUCAACAUUCAAGCCGUGAAUAAUGAAGGACGAAUAAUCCCUGUGGAAAGUGUGGAGAGCAGGUUCUCGGUGAAAACUGCUUCCAUGGAAGUCUGUGACAUUCCAGACCCUCAGGGUGGAGAAGAACCGUUGGGUUCCUUGGUGUUCUCAGAGUCCUUUCUGGAAUCCAGACUGUAUGUGCAGAAACAAGGCAACGGCGUUUCCUGCGACAGCUGUUUCACCGUCCUCACCGCCACUGUCCCGCGUUACGUCUCCUGGCUGGCAGAGGAGUCAGAUGUGAAACUCUCUGAGGAGGUUCAGCAGUUGCUGAAGGGGGAAGUGGACACAUUCCUAGGGACGGCCCUGCUGUCCGACGAGUCCACGCUGGUCUUGUCCUGCGGUCCCCUCUCUACUGCCAUGGAAGGAAAAAUCAGCUUCUUCUCCGAAGGCGUUCUUUUCGUCCAUCCGCACUGCGGCAGCGUCACUUUGCCGAGGCGCCACAUCAGAGCUCUGCGAUACUUCGAAGGGGACUCCUCUCAUACGGUGUCGACUCUGUUCCUGGAUUACAAGAGCUCCUUGCUUCCCCACCUGCCGCUUCAGCUCCGUAGCACCUCCUCCACUCUAGCUUUUGCCCUGCAGACAAAGACCAAGGCCCCCCGAUCCUUCCGCUCACAGGUGGUGAUGGUAUGGCAGCAGCAGACCCUUGAAUCUGGACUCGUUCUACAGACAGUUGGCAAGGAGCAACUCUCCCCAGAGGAGAAGACCAUGCUCUCACAGCUCAACCGGUUGUGCGAGAGCCGCACCCUCCUGGACUCAGAGCAUUCUGGUCCCCUGAAGGCUAUCAGAACGGUGGUCCCUGAGCUUGACACGUUUCUACAGCACUUUGCCCUCAGCAGCAUGGGCCAGAAGCCAGUGCAGAGCAAACACCUGGAAGCUCUGUUCGGUCAGAAAGAGCCAGCCCGCCCUCAUAACAGCCAAGCAGAUAAGAUUGUGAUGACCAUUUUGACUGGGAUACCUGGGAGCUCCAAGGACGGUCUCUGCAGCUUCCUUGAGAACGAGAAUAAGUCCUACAGAAGGUGGGCGGUUUACCACCCUACCCUGGAGAGUGGCGAGUCCUUCUGCCAUGUGCACUUUCAGCGCUACCUAACAUCCGUUUUGCAGAGUCAGAUGGGAAACAGGGUGCGCCAGUCCACUGUGUCGCACUGUGUGUCCCGGUUACUGGUGAUCACUCCGGGGUACACAGACGUGGUAGACGUGGUUCAGGCUCUUCUUACCCAUCCAGACCCGGAGACCCGUGAAGCUUUCGGCGUGGGAGCCGUCACAGCCUGCAUCGACCCCCUCAGCUCAUACAUGGAGCACAGAUACCUGUUUCCCAAGCUCUUGGAGCAGUGCAGCCACGGCUUGGUCAGCACUGUAGUGUUCACAGGAUUGACCCAGGAGCCAAGACACCGUCUCCUAGUGCAGCUCCAGCAGCUGGUACGAGCUGCCAACCCCGGUGCCACCUUCAUUCUGGCCGAAAAGGGCGCCGUCACAAGGAACGAAGAUAUCGAGCGGAUUCUGUCCGAGAGCAGUUUUUCUGAGCCCGAGAUGCUGAGAGUCCGUUACCUUCUGUACCCUGGAUUGAAUGAGGGUAAGUUCUGCUCUGGCAUCAUGUCUCCCAUCAUGAGCCAUCAGUGUGUGACCUUCAACCGACCUCUGGACCGACUUUGCUUUGCAGCCAAAUGCAAAGAACUAAAGUCGUCUUUGAAACCUAACCCUUUCAGUGGAAAUAUCUACUACAUCUUCGGAACUGUCAGAUUUUCUGAUUUGGAUACGCCAAUGGAGGUGAACUUCAGCACACUCAGUGGUACGUUGAGCUUGGUCCCAGCAUUGGAGGUGUCCAGGCAUCCCACCCAAAGCUGCUUUCUGCAGUUUGAGGGUGUGGACCUCACCCAGGAGGGCCUUAAGGACUGGCUGCGCCAGUGCACCCAGCGGAAACCUGCAAAGAAAGCAUUGAAAACAAAGAAGACAUUGACCCUGCAAGAGAUCAGAAUGAUCCAUGUCGAGCACCAUCUGGAUCCUCUGUCAACUGGCUACUUCUACAAUGGCAACCAGUUUAUGAACUUUGGAGAAAAAAUGAGCUUUCACCCAUUGAUGGAACGCUUCAUUGACCAGUAUGUGGAGAGGGCCAACAAGGAAAUAGAGAGCUUCAACCAGCAACUGGAACAGCAGGGUCAGUGGGACCUCUUUGAUCCCUAGAGACCACCGUCUGUGAUCUUUCUUAAUUCCUCUGGGCAGUUCAGGGUGGGUAGGGUGGGGUUGGUGCCAAUACCACUGUGACAUUCCAUGAAAUGUUUGCUCAAGAAGCUCUGGCCUGAUCACCUCCACUAUUAAGCAUAUAAACUGGGCAGAAUGACUGUACAACAAAAUCCCAUUUUGGUGAGAUAUAUCUGAAAAUGGGGUCCCUCACUCAGUGUUUACACACAAAACAUGAACAAUUUAGGGUCUGUUUUCUGCUUAAGAAUUGGCUGUUCUGCCCAUACCUGUUGUGCCAUUCAGGCUGCGUUACCAAGAAUUUAAGGUGAGCAAAGCAGACGUCUGAGCUUUAGCAAUUGGCAGUGAAAGUUGGACCCGGUACUGAAUCUUGGUCUCUGGUUUUCUCUUAAACCCAAACCAAGAAGGUCUGUGAUCUGCAGAAAAAAGUUGCAAUAAAAAGACUGCAAAUAUUAAUGCCCUCCGGUCCCUUCUAAACGCUUACAGUUAGAGCAGUCAUGGUCUGUUAAGCUACAAUUGAUAGGACAGCA